AUGCCCAAGAAGAGUACUAACAGUGUUUGGUGGCGUGAAUAUAGGAAAAAGCUGUACAAACCUAAUGUGAGGAAUAUGAGUAUCGGGACUGUUUUGAGGAUAAAUUUCAGGAAAACUUUCAAGGAAUACCUCGAGAACUGCUCUUUUGGAGGUAUCCAGCGUAUACGCAAACGAGGUCAGAGUAAAGAACAAAGAACUAUGCGAGUACUUUUGUUUUGCACAAUGCUGGGUACCAUUACUUACUACCUCCAAAACCUGUGGUUCGAGAAUCUCGCCAGACCUAUGAUAGUCAACAUGGAGUCGUCGACGUAUCCCAUAUCCAACAUAGAGUUUCCAGCCGUAACAUUGUGUAACUUUAACAGGAUUAGUAAAGACUCUUUGGAGAAAUUAAUACUCGAGAGCAAAUCAAUGGGAAAUGAAUCUCUUGCAGAAGUUAGAACGUUCUGGACGCAGUUGGGAAGACUGAUUGACUAUUCUUACAAUAAAUCCAUGCAAAAUCACCCGUCGCUUCAUUCGUUUGGCAGUUUCCUCAGCAAUGAACGCGGUAUCGUCGAAACAAUGGAGACACUAGCACCACCUUGUGAUAAAAUGUUAGUGCGAUGUGCUUGGGCGGGUCAAAUUGUUGGCUGUAAAAGCAUUUUCUCCGUUGAACUUACCGUCCGCGGCCAUUGCUGUGCUUUCAAUCUCGUUGUUGGAGACAACAAAAGUGACGGAAGGAGCAGAAAUAAUUAUACAAUAAAAAGGCAGUAUCAGCCGGGUUAUUUGCAAGGUCUCAAUGUUAUUCUGGACUCUAUGGUCGAAGACUAUUCCUAUACAACGUUCAACAUGUUUGGAUUUGAAGUUUUUAUAUUUGAUGCCACUCAUUUCGCGGACCCCACUAGCGGCAGUGUAAUUCAACGCAUUGCUCAACCUGACCAGGCGGCGUUUUUCGAGAUCCACGCUACCAAGCAAGUCGCCACGAAGGAAGUCCGCAAAUACCCUCCGGCAACUAGGAAAUGCCUCUUCCAUGAUGAGUUGCAAGAUGAGUUCUACGACUUAUACUCGUACAGCGCUUGCAUAGUAAGAUGCAGGAUCAAUACUGUAAAGUCACUGUGCAAAUGUACGCCAUAUAACUUCCCUUAUGUGUCUAAAAGGCAUCCUGUAUGCACUAUAGAUCAUUUGAGAUGCUUAAAUAAAUAUAAAGAAAAACUGUUUCACCUAUUUCCAAAAGACGUCAUCAACACCGAAGGUCUGGAAGCAGAGCUUCAAAACGCACUUUACUGUGCAGAGUGCCUCCCGGACUGCGAAAUGAUUCGACACUAUUCGAAGUACUCCAAGAUACCGCUCGUCUAUGUCGCUAAUCAGCAUAAAGAGUACUCAAAUUUCUUUUUCAGAGACCUAAACAUGUCCGGUAAAUGUUUACUCAGCAUUUAUCAAGCAACAACGGACGGUGUGUUAAACCGCCUUGACAUAGUGAUGUAUUGGUUCGAGGUUGUUAGUAACGUUGGCGGCUUCUCUGGUAUCCUGAUAGGAUUUUCUCUAAUUAACAUUCUUGAAUUUGUGUAUUUUUUUACAUUUCGUUUUUUCUUGAAUUUGUAUCGCUUAUAUUAUCACAACUAG
Molecule: messenger RNA, 1599 nt
Organism: Pararge aegeria (speckled wood butterfly)
Lineage: Eukaryota; Metazoa; Arthropoda; Insecta; Lepidoptera; Nymphalidae
Product: sodium channel protein Nach-like
Exons: 10
Coding region: 1-1599 (532 amino acids)
Biological process (GO): sodium ion transmembrane transport
Cellular component (GO): membrane
Molecular function (GO): ligand-gated sodium channel activity
Source: RefSeq, a predicted model, not a curated record